Messenger RNA from Pyricularia pennisetigena, 1719 nucleotides. RefSeq lists its product as uncharacterized. Gene Ontology annotation, biological process: glycolipid translocation; protein histidyl modification to diphthamide; dolichol-linked oligosaccharide biosynthetic process. Gene Ontology annotation, molecular function: 2-(3-amino-3-carboxypropyl)histidine synthase activity. The coding region runs from base 1 to 1719 and encodes 572 amino acids. The record is from RefSeq and is a predicted model, not a curated record. Gene Ontology annotation, cellular component: endoplasmic reticulum membrane. Lineage: Eukaryota; Fungi; Ascomycota; Sordariomycetes; Magnaporthales; Pyriculariaceae. The transcript is spliced from 2 exons.
AUGGCCGAUCAAAAGAUGGCUAGCAACACAAGCAGCCCCGCGGCUUCUGGGGCCUUGCGCGGCGCCUCGCUGCUUAUACUGCUCCAGAUAGCUUCGCGGGCCAUCACUUUCAUCGCCAAUCAGCUCCUACUCAGAUUCCUGACAGCACAACUUCUUGGCAUCUCGACCCAGCUCGAGGUCUACUACUUGUCUGUGCUCUUUUUUGCACGCGAGAGUCUCCGAGUCGCCAUACAGCGGCAGGGCGGAACAACCAAAGACAAGACCUCGCAAGCCCGCGGCACACAGGCUGUUGUCAACCUCUCGUACCUUUCAAUCUUGCUGGGUGUCUUUGUAGCAGGACUUCUCGGCUGGCUGUAUGUGACGUCGAUCAGCAAUGAGACCACGGCUUCGGCUCCGCACCUCAUCAUCUCACUCUACAUAUACGCCGUGGCUUCCAUCGUCGAGCUCCUCUCAGAGCCUGCCUUUAUGGUGAUGCAGACGAGGUUGCAAUUCGGCGCCCGAGCAGCUGCCGAGUCUAUUGCUACCUUUUCUCGCUGUGCCGUCACGCUCGGCUCUGCCGUCAUUGCCUCACGAGGUGCAUUCGCAGCUGGGGUUCUGCCGUUUGCUCUUGGACAGCUCAGCUACGGGGUCACUCUCUUGGUGGUAUAUGCCUACUAUGGCUUAUCCCUAGCCAGCGUCGAAGGCUUCUCGCUGCUGCCAAAGAAGCUGGAAAGACCCUCGACCAAGGACAAGAAAAGCAACGCUGAGGGCUGUGUUCUUUCCCUCUUUCCCCGGCCGACACUCAACUUGGCCCGCAGCAUGAUUGCUCAAAGCUUGGUCAAGCAUAUCCUGACCCAGGGCGACACACUUUUGGUGAGCGCACUCGCCUCGCCCACAUCUCAGGGCGUGUACGCCUUGGCCAACAACUAUGGCGGACUAGCGGCACGACUCGUGUUUCAGCCCGUAGAGGAAAGCAGCCGAUCCUACUUUAGCAGGCUUCUUGCAUCCUCCUCACCUGACAAGGAGUCUGACAAGAAUGGUCUGCGCAAGGCGAAAAAGGCCGCUGCCGAAAAGGCCAGUGCGGACCUUACGAUUCUCAUCAAGCUGUACACCACUUUCUCGGCGGUAGUCGUUGCCAUCGGCCCCACGGCCGCACCACUACUCAUAAGUCUGGUCGCCGGUCCCCGCUGGGCAUCGUCAGGCGCCGGUGCCGUGCUGGCCGUGUAUGCGCUAUACAUCCCCCUGCUUGCCCUCAAUGGCGUCUCGGAAGCUUUCGUCGCUUCCGUCGCCACCGAGGCCGAAGUUCACGCCCAGAGCCUCUGGAUGGGUGCAUUUUCGCUCGCUUUUGCCGCCGCUGGUUUCGUGUUCUUGCGCGUUCUUGACUGGGGUGCCAGGGGGCUGGUUGUGGCGAACGCGAUCAACAUGGUCUGUCGGAUUGUCUGGUGCGCAGUAUUCAUCAAACGGUACUUUGGAAGGCUUGGUGUCAAAUUUGAACUGUCCGAACUGAGGCCCAGCGGCGUGACUGUCGGCGCCGCUGUGGUCGCCAGCCAGGCUGUCGCCCGUCUGAGUGGCCCUGAUGUUGCUGGCCUAGCAGUGCGAGGUGUUCUUUUUGCGCUGGUCAAAAUCGCAUCGAUAGGGGCUGUCUUUAUUGCGGUAGUUGCGGUCGGCGAACGACAGUUCCUCAUGCAAUGCAUUGACAAGGCCCGUGGCCAACGACAAAGAUCGACGGCAAAGCAAUAA